CCGUAUUUGCCAGUCGGUAAAAGCAUUCGCGAGCCACGAACGGCGAUUCCGCUUUAAAAAAAAAACAGUUUUCCCAAAUAAAAACCAAUAAAUUUUCGCAGCCCUGAUUUUUUGACGUGUUUAAUUUCCCGCGCGCGCUUAUUGACAGAUCGCGAAAUUUUUUUUUAUUGUCUACGGUUUUUGUGUGCCAAGUGUUGUGGACAGUUUGGUUCGUUUGUUUGUGUGUGUGGGAUUGCAGCUACUUAUUAGUUAUGUGAUAAGAUGGCGUAACAAAACGCAUCCAAGAUGGCCGCGGUUACUACCAACUUGCACCUACAGGAGUCGCGUAUAAAAAUCCAAGAAAGUGACGAUGAGCCCUAUUCACCCAACACCAGGGACACCACAAGUCCAGAUUACAACGACGAACAUAAACCCGAAGAGCGAAACAUACACACAUCCUCUUUCUCCAUUCAGAACGUGCUUAAGAAAGAACGUGAUAGCAACAGUCCAGAGGACGUAUUCUCAACGGACAAGUUGCUGCAAAACACACCGAAUUUCGAAGAAAACUCAAGAAAUUCAGCCAGUAUUAGUCCACAUCUAGACGAAGAUGAUAAAAUAAAUGACGCGAGAGCUGAAAUUAGUGUCGACGAUAAUUCUUGUUGUAGUGACGACACUGUGUUGUCUGUUGGCAAUGAAGCUCCUAUGUCCAGCUUCGAUGGCGACAAGUCGCAAGACGAGCAAGGGCUAACAUCUUUCAAACACAUACAGACGCAUUUAAAUGCAAUAUCACAGUUAAGUCAAAAUCUGAACAUGAACCAACCAUUGCUCUUACGACCUAGCCCAGUAACGCCGAACCCCUUGAUGUUUCUGAACCAACCGUUGAUAUUCCAAAAUCCGUUGAUGAAUCAGGAUUUGAAGUCAGGUGUUAAUGGAUUAAGAAUGGCUGUGCCCCAAUCUAAUCUGAACUCACACUAUGGACUAAAUUUCGGAGUACGAAAAUCGCAAACACAUGAAUUAAGGAAUACAAGGACAGAUGAGAAUAGGAGAUUAAAUUAUCCAAAAUCCCCAGAUGAGUCUAGGGAUUUUAUUAAUCAGAACUGUUUGAAGUUUAGCAUAGACAAUAUUUUGAAAGCGGACUUCGGGAGACGGAUCACGGAUCCGUUGAAUAAGCGGAAGAAUUUGAAGGUUAGACAGGAGAAUAAAGUUAAAGAGGCGUCAUUGACCGGUAGUGCAGCUAAACCUGACGUGGAAUCGAGGGUUCCUGAAGUGAAAGCGUCGGAGAAGGUCGGAGCAAUAGACCUGUCGAAAGGAGAUGAUAGCGGGAGCAACCAGAGUUCGACUACAGGAACGACGAGUGGUGAAGGCUCCAUGGUGUGGCCUGCAUGGGUUUACUGUACGAGGUACAGUGACCGGCCCAGUUCCGGACGAAGUAAGUACGGGUCGAGCUCACGGGGACAACGUCCUCGCACGAGACGACCCAAGAAGCCGCCUGGAGAACCAGGCAUCUCCAAUGACGAGAAACGACCCAGAACUGCCUUCUCUGGACCUCAACUGGCGAGACUCAAGCACGAGUUCGCCGAAAACCGUUACCUGACGGAGCGGCGGCGGCAGGCGCUGGCGGCGGAGCUGGGGCUGGCGGAGGCGCAGAUCAAGAUCUGGUUCCAGAACAAGCGGGCCAAGAUCAAGAAGGCCUCGGGCCAGAGGAACCCGCUGGCACUGCAGCUGAUGGCACAGGGACUGUACAAUCAUAGCACAGUGCCGCUGACCAGAGAAGAAGAGGAAUUAGAAAUGAAAGCGAGAGAAAGAGAACAGCAGAAUAGAUGCUAACUUCAUCAUUGUUUACUUGUCAUUGAUUUCCACGUCACGUUCACUGGACACGCUAUUUGAAUGAAUACACAUUUUAUUUGAAGAACUUGAAUAUUACAUAUUUGGAGAACAUACAGUCUAAAGCCGACUAUACACAUUACAUGACAUUAUCGCGAUGUAGUUGACCGAAUUUUAACGGAUUUGUUGUACAUUGCUGAUUUUUUUAAUUGCGGUAAAUUGAAGCUCUCAAACUACAUGCGCAAUGUACAUUUCGCGUCGGCAUCUAUCUGAUUUAGGCGAUAAUUUGUUGCCGGCGUUAAAGAACAAUUGUCUAACUGUUUAUGUGGUUAUUUAUCAUUUAUCUAUUUACGCAUAUAACAUUGAUAGUAUUAAUUAUUAUAUUCAGGCAGCGGGAUAUGUCAUAGCUGUGGAAAAAAAAAAGAUUCAUACCAGUUUUAGCGAUAUAUUUGUAUGAAUAACAUGGCCCAAACAUGUUGGAGAUUUAAAUUUGAGUGUAAUUGGUUUACUAAGUUCCCUAGUAGAGAUGUGUGGUUCCAGCUCUAGAAAAGCUAUGGCGAUGAAUAAAGAAUGACAUUCAGUCUAAAUUAAAAUAAAUAGGGCUAUUUUUUUUUAAUUUCAUCCUUACAUUUUCGAAUCAAUUUCGAAUUUGUAUUUUUGUUUCAACAAUUCGAGAUUUGUAUUUUUGUUUGUAAUGGAUAAACUCAAAGACUACUGAGCAGAUUUUCAUCAAAUUUGGCACAGAGAUAGACGAAACCUUCUGGAGUGACAGGCACCUUUAAUUAUGGUUUUACUCGAGCGAAGCCGGGACAUACUAGUCUAGUAAUCUCAAAAAUUGAAAGUCCCAAAGUUUACAUGACCGGAUGAGUAAUUUAUUUAAAUAGCUCGUCUAGUAUACGAUGAUAGAAGUCAUUAUUUUCAUUAUAACAGUUUCAUUGAACAUAAUCUGUAAAAAUGCAUUAAUAUUGUCUGCGUGUAAAUAUUUAACACUUCGAAACAAUAACACAAAAUAUUUGAAUUAAUAAAUAUUCAAUUACAAUCGUAAUUAUUAUUUCACCGCCUGUAAUAAUUAUAUAUAAAUAUAUCUAUAUUAAUUUAUAAUUAUGUGUCAUAAUUACUAUGUCACCGUGGUGGGUACCAAAGGUAAGGGUACCUUUAGAAUAGAAAAAUUAUUUAGAAAUUUGAUUUUUAAAGGCAUUUUUUGACGUUAAAUAUUCUUGAACUAGCGACCGAUCUCGGCUUUGCUCGGUGCACAUUUGACAUCAACACAAUAACUACUAAAUGUGACGUUUCACGAGAAAAAAAUACCUUAUGUAGGGCAGUCGCGUACGAUGUAAUUGCGUAUGCGCAUCAUCACUACUAGCAUAAAAUAGUCGCUUCCCGCUCUCUGUCCCUAUGUAUGCUUAGAUCUUUAAAACUACGCAACGGAUUUCGAUGCGGGUUUUUUAAUAGAUAGUGUGAUUCCUGAGGAAGGUUUAGAUAUACUAUAACUUAUUAUUGGUUUAAAUCGAGCGAAGCCAAGAUGGGUAGCUAGUAAAAUAAGUAAGAGACUUUCCUCCAUAAAGUAACAUUUCUCAGGGAACUUCACAAAUAACAUUGUUUAAUCUAAUUUUCACAGUUUGUGUGAUUCAAGAUGAAAUAUCGUAUUUAUUAAUGCGAUCAACAUUUUAUGACACAUUAUUAUAAAUUAUUAUUUUUAUGCGUUCAGAUUUGUAGACAAACAAGAUCUUCAAAGGACAAAACUUCUUUGACGUUCCGCAACUAAUAUUUUUUUGUGAGACAUAAUUUAUAUGUCAAUUUCAUAGAUUUAUUUUGAGCUAGAUACCGCAUGUCAUCAACGUGGAGUAGGUACCACACCGAGUUGCAAAAUGUGUAUUAGUCACAGUUGUGUUACGGUAACAUUGCCUUUUAGCAACUCAUAAAAAUUUGUCAACUUCACAAGUAUUCAAUGCUUAUGUGCAAUGUUUGACUUCAAUUCUUAAUUAAACAAAACAUUUUUAUUAUUUCUUGUUAAAGCGAGAUCCAAAUCUAAAUGAGAUUUCCAAAGACAAGAAAACAAGAUAUAGGAGAUGCCCAAAUCUAAAGUUUUUAUCGAAUUUUUUUUCUGGUAGUGAACGGCGUCAAUCACAGCUAAUGUUAUAAAUGCGAAAGUAAGUUUGUUUGUUACCUCUUCAUGCAUUAUGUACUUGACCGAUUGUUAUGAAAUUUGGUACACGGGUAGAAAAUAACCUGGAAUAACACAUAGGGUACUUUUUAUCCCGAAUUUCCCACGGGAGCGAAGCCCCGGGGCGCAGCAAGUAGGCUUAUAAAUAUAUUAUUAUUUUCAGUUCUCAUUCGAGUAACAAUACACUUUAGCUAUAGUGUUGUGAAUAUGCAGUUAUCUAUCAUAAUAUAAAUCUAUGGAAAAACUAUUUGUUCUUUUUUAAUUAUAAUUUGAUUACAUUGAACCGUUCAAACAAAAAUAAAACAUUAUGUGUUGAAAUUGUUGUCAUUUUAUAAAAAUAUUAAUAAAAGUAGUGUAACGAUUGUCCCACACGAAUUGUAAAAAUAUUCUAAUUUACAUUUACAACCUGUAAAUAUUAUAUUAAUUAGUUAUUAAUAAUUAUGUUAAGUUAUUUAUUGUGCAAUGUAGCAGUAUUAGAGAAUUGGGGUUUGUAAACAAUAUUAGACGGAAAAUAAAAACAAAAAUUAAAUUAAAUUAAUAUUAGUUAUAAUUUUUUUGUUUUUAUUUUGCUCUUCUAGACUGUUAUAAAUCCAUGGAAGUAAAAUAGCGAUUUAUAGAAGAAUCCUAAUUAAAGAAUCAGAAAA
Molecule: messenger RNA, 4611 nt
Organism: Plodia interpunctella (Indianmeal moth)
Lineage: Eukaryota; Metazoa; Arthropoda; Insecta; Lepidoptera; Pyralidae
Gene: Inv
Product: homeobox protein invected-like
Exons: 7
Coding region: 286-1806 (506 amino acids)
Biological process (GO): regulation of transcription by RNA polymerase II; neuron differentiation; multicellular organism development
Cellular component (GO): nucleus
Molecular function (GO): DNA-binding transcription factor activity, RNA polymerase II-specific; RNA polymerase II cis-regulatory region sequence-specific DNA binding
Source: RefSeq, a predicted model, not a curated record